AUGUGCUCGUCAGUUUUAGAAAAUAUUCGAAAAGAAUCUGGUCUUAUUUAUUGUGUGAUGUCAACAAUUACAACGGCAACAUCAAAAACAGAGGUUGAAAAUGCGAAAAAAGAGGAACCAACUGGCGGAAAGCAAUUUAUUAUUGUUGGAAUCAUUGUUAUAGUCUUGAUGGUUAUUGCUAGUGCUGCAAUGUUUGCAAUUAUCUUUACACAAUCGAAAAUCGACGAAGGUCCAAAAAAUAGUAUCGAAAAGCAAAAAUCGGGUAAGGAUAAUAUAAAAAAUAACACAUUUUCAAUCAAAUAUUUUUUACAGACACAAUUUCUGCUAUCGAUGAAGAAAUCAAAGUUGUUGAAGGUUUUCCGAGACUUUUGGAUGAUUUUAUUCCGGAACAACUAUCACCCAAAUUGUUCAAAUUGAUUCGUGAAAAACUUGGAAUUGGCAAUUUGGUAUGUUUGAGAAUAAAUCAAUCCAAAGCUUCGAAAUUCAAUUCCAACAUUUACAGACAGAAUCGGAAUUGUUCGAGGAACACCGAAAUAGUGGAUUGGAUUUCAGAAAGUUUAUAUAUAGAUUAAAGACAAUGCUGAUUGUCCACGACCAUCAUUCCAUUCAACAAUCAUUGCUCAUAUCAUCAUGGAACCGAAAUCUGGUUUUCCCAAAAUAUGACAUCUGA
Messenger RNA from Caenorhabditis angaria, 670 nucleotides. NCBI's taxonomy places the organism in Eukaryota, Metazoa, Nematoda, Chromadorea, Rhabditida, Rhabditidae. The record is from the annotation of a GenBank genome assembly.